This is a messenger RNA of Suillus paluster, 1272 nucleotides long. RefSeq lists its product as uncharacterized. The record is from RefSeq and is a predicted model, not a curated record. The transcript is spliced from 9 exons. Bases 1 to 1272 code for a protein of 423 amino acids. Lineage: Eukaryota; Fungi; Basidiomycota; Agaricomycetes; Boletales; Suillaceae.
AUGCGGCCUCCUACAUAUUUCGGCCUUCCUCUGACAUUCCUUUCCUGGGCCUCGAUCGCAUUUUCACAAUGUACGCUCAUGAUACCUCAGAAUCCCCUUACUGCCCAGGGUCUCGCCACUCCAUAUGAAUUGACCGGAUGCAACCAACUUGAUUUCGCCAAUGAGGGGGUGUUCGUUGAAGCCGCGAUCAUCGAUCCUGCGACUGGUGAAAUUCAGAUAUACAAUCCCCUGGUUAUCAAUGCUGGGAUGGUGGCUGUCGGGACCACCAGCACCAGCACCAGCACCAGCAGGGCUGGCUUUUUCAUUCCCCCGAUCGUUCCAACCCUCCCAGCCAACGCAGUCGUUGGUUUGUGGUUUGGAUCUAACGCGCAAACUGUUACGCUCACGGGUGACACUGCAACCUGUGUCAAUGGCUUGGGCACUUCAGUGUUUGGGCAGUUUGCGUACUGCAAUGCGCCAGCAUGGUUUAGUGCUGCCAAUACAGCGGUUCAGAAAGGUAUGACGAAGGUUAGCGCCCCAGGCACAGGAGAUGGUCAAGCCUGUCCUACCAUUCGUGACUUCCGCAUUGUCGAUCAGGAUCAAUCAGACAAUGUCGUCACCACGUACCUCCUGGUCGGUGGCACCACUCUUGCUCAAAACACCCCAGCCAACUCUCAGGCGAACCCCAAUGCGGAGGUGUUGUCGAACGCAUCUGAUAAUGCCCUCAUCAAUGAUUUCAUACAGCCCACUCUUGGGUGUACUGCUUAUACAAAUCCUUGUACAACUUGCGCGAAAGGAUCGGGGUCUGCCCUCGCCACUAACGAACUUCAGGCUUCAUUUUUCCCCCCUGCUGGUGGUCCCGCAAUGGUGCCUCUGAAUGAUCCUAUGGUCCUUGUUAAUGGGCAGCAGUCUCUCCAGAAAGUCAAUCUAUACCGAGCAGGUGUUAAUCAAGCCCAAGCCGAUAACGCUAAUGCGUCGGGCACGACGUAUUGCCAACAAUUUGCACAGUCAGGUCUUUUCAUCUCCUUGAACCAACAACUGUUCUCUGGCACGGGGUCGCCCGCCGCUGACCAGGCAACGAAUCUCUUCACUUUCCUAGCCAUGAGGUUCUCUAUGUCCUUUGGUCCAGUACCUGGUCUUGCAUGCACGCAGCUACUGAACGCCAACAACCCGGUGACCCUCACGACUGAUGGAAACGGUGUUGUGACGGCUGCAACAAUCAAUACGCAGCAGUUACAGCAGAUUUUGGGAGGGGUAAGUAGAUCCUCUGGAAUUACACUGGUGGGUGAUUAA